Syngnathoides biaculeatus (alligator pipefish) is the source of this 2512-nucleotide messenger RNA. RefSeq names its product tubulin monoglycylase TTLL3-like. Gene Ontology annotation, molecular function: protein-glycine ligase activity, initiating. Lineage: Eukaryota; Metazoa; Chordata; Actinopteri; Syngnathiformes; Syngnathidae. Gene Ontology annotation, cellular component: cilium. The transcript is spliced from 13 exons. Bases 106 to 2457 code for a protein of 783 amino acids. The record is from RefSeq and is a predicted model, not a curated record. Gene Ontology annotation, biological process: protein polyglycylation; cilium assembly; cilium movement.
GGGAGACCUUCGAUCCGAAGACACAUGAUCCAGUUCAGCUGAUGAUUUUUGGACGACCAAAAAUCUUCAACGCUGCAGUUUUGAGCUGAUAAAUCCUGUAUAAUAAUGUCAGAGGUGGCACCAGAAGAGGUUGCGGCACGUCGUAGUCUUCCGUCUACCAAGCUGGACAAGUUGAAAGGAGCGAAAGCCCUGGUGGAGAAAGCAAUCAAGGAGCAAAAAGUGUUUACAGUGCAGGGGCGCUAUCCUGUGAUUCGUGCCGGGCUGCGGGCCCGAGGGUGGGUGGAGCGUUAUUUGCCAAACACAAGCCACUGCUCGUCUCACCGCCAGAGCGAUAAGGACAAGGAUGAAGAGGAUGGCAGCACUGGAGAGGAUAAUAGCGCUGAGACAAAAGAGGGGGGGGAUAACGCCGAGGAAGACGACCUUGACAGCAUGUAUGACUUCAUGUCUCGUCUGGUUCGAAAUGAAAGGAUUUAUUUCUAUUGGAGCUCCCGUUACGAUUCCGUCUACUGUCGCUCCUUGCGGCAGGACCAAGUGACCAAUCACUUCGCCAAUACCGGAAACUUCACCACCAAGGUGGGCCUCUGCGUGAACCUUCGCAACCUUCGAUGGUACGACACUGCAGAUCCUGACAGCUUCUUUCCGAGAUGUUACAGGCUCGGGGAAGAGAGAGAUGCAUUCAUAGAGGACUUCAGAAGGACAGCAUGCAGCAGUUUGCUAAAGCACGUAGUCGAGACCAACGUGAUGACAAAAGAACCGACGAAGAAUGAGCACGGGAAAGCCGAAAGUGUCGCCGCGCUUGUCAGCGCAGGGGUGAUCAAUACAGCCUUACAAAAGUGCCAGGAGUACCUGAGUGUCUUAGCACACAGCGACAUUGACGUGACAGUCAAAACGCUUCCUUUCGUGGAGGAAAAUCAAUGGAAUCACUUUCUGCAAAAGUUCUACUCGGUUGUGCACAAAGGUGCACCUAUCAGAAACAGUGCUGAUUUUGUGGACCGCUGCCAGGUCAUGUUGGCCCAACUCAAAGACGUUUGUCCUCAGAUGGAUUUGGAUGGAGUCAAUAACAUCUGGAUUAUCAAACCAGGCGCCAUGUCAAGAGGAAGAGGUAUUGUUUGCAUGAAUCGCUUGGAUCAGAUUUUAGCCUUGGUGGACUCAGACAGAAACAUGGCCAAGGAUAGUAAGUGGGUGGUUCAGAAGUACCUGGAGCAGCCCAUGUUGGUCAAUGGAACCAAGUUCGACCUGCGCCAGUGGUUUCUGGUCACUGACUGGAACCCUCUGACCGUCUGGUUCUACAGAGAGUGCUACCUGAGGUUCUCCACUCAGCCCUACUCCACGACAAAACUUCAUAGUUCAGUCCACCUUUGCAACAACGCCAUCCAGAAGCACUUCCAGCCAUCGCACGAGCGCCACCCGGGGGUCCCCAGGGACAACAUGUGGUCCAGCUCCGACUUCAAGGAUUUUCUGCAGCAGCAGGGCCGCGGGGAGCAGUGGGAGACCGUGGUGGUCCCGGGCAUGCAGAAAGCCGUGGUCCACGUCUUGCAGACAGCCCAGGACAAGGUGGAGCACCGCAAGGCAACCUUUGAGCUAUACGGAGCCGAUUUCAUGUUGGGGAACGAUCUGAGGCCUUGGCUUCUUGAAGUCAACGCCAAUCCCACCAUGGCCUGCACCAGCGUGGUGACGGCUCGCCUCUGCCCCGCUGUGCAACUGGACACGCUGAAGGUGGUUCUGGACAAACGAAACAACCCCAACGCUUGUACGGGAGGCUUCCGCUUGAUCUACAAACAGGCUGCAGUCGAAUUACCACAGUUUAUUGGUUUGAAUCUGAUAGUGGAAGGAAACCACAUUAUGAAACCGAAAUACACAAAGCGCAGAAAAAGGCUCGGCUCUACGAAACCUCACUUGGCCAAGUCGAUACAAAUUCACGUUUCUUGCGAGGAUGGUGAAGUCACGAGUAAAGAGCAAGUGGAGUCGUGCGAGAAAGCACAAGAGUGCAAGCCGUCUCCGGAGAAUCAGCAGCAGAAACCUUCUCCGAGGAGAGAAAAACAGGAAAGAGCAGUGGUUCACAAUGUCACUUUGGUCUCGGAGGACCACACUCAACCCAGGAGGAGACCCCAAUGUUCAGGUGGGAGUCGUGGUAGCAGAGCUCCACUCGCCCAACGGAACAUCUCCUUGUCCCGCACCCCCAAGCCUAGAAAUACUUCAUGUGUGUUUCAAUCUUCAAUUAAACCAAGCCACGGAGUAUACCUGUGGAGAUCCUUCCUCCCCAGGACUUUUUCCGAGCCCUCCAACAAGCCCUCGACGACGCGGGCCGCUUCUUUCGGUCGGGACCAGCUCCCCUUGCUGCGGCUCACGAGCUUGCAGCCCGGCUAUCGAAAACCUUCUGUGGACACCUUUCAAAUUGAGUCCAGUUACAGAUUCCACAAGCAGCGUUACGUGCAAACCAUGUCCAGAUAUAAAUGACAAUGUACAGGAACCCAACCCCACCCCACCCUGCCCCACUUCAAGUUUGAUAAGA